Messenger RNA from Aedes aegypti (yellow fever mosquito), 2925 nucleotides. Its product is annotated as protein MCM10 homolog. Gene Ontology annotation, biological process: DNA replication initiation; DNA replication. Bases 176 to 2572 code for a protein of 798 amino acids. Gene Ontology annotation, molecular function: single-stranded DNA binding; DNA replication origin binding. NCBI's taxonomy places the organism in Eukaryota, Metazoa, Arthropoda, Insecta, Diptera, Culicidae. The transcript has 3 exons. Gene Ontology annotation, cellular component: replication fork protection complex; nucleus. The record is from RefSeq and is a predicted model, not a curated record.
CAAAAUGUAAACACACUGUUCCGCGGAAGGAACUGCACUCAGCCCACAGGUACAAGUGAAAUUCAGUUAUCGGAAGUAAUUUGUUCGGUCUUAAUUGAUUAUCUUCUAAAUAGUUUAUAAUUAGUUCAAAACGAGUUCAAAAGUGAGAGCAAAUCCUCGGGUCCAGUCCGGUACAAUGUCGUUCUCCAACGUCGAGAAAAAGGAAGAACAGGAAUCCAUCGAAAUGGACGAGCUGGAACAGUUACUAUUGGCAGCGGAAUCUGAGGAAAUUUCAUUCGUAAAAAUAGCACCUUCUACCAGUUUGACUGCUCCGAAAGACGGUUCGAUAAGUAGCUCAUCAUCCAGCAAGAAACCUGCACUGAAAUCAAGUUCGAUUUCGCUCAGUGGCUCGACUUUCCUGCAAGAUGUGGAAGGACAAAGCUCGGGACCUGCCAAGCAAGAAAAAUCAGCCAUAAAACCUUCCAGCGCGGUCCAUAGUGGCGAUACGGACUCGUCCGAUGAUGAGGAGGUCCGGAACUUCCUGGAGAAAAAGUACGAUGAAUAUGGACGUGGUAUUAAUGCAUUGCUCAAGCAAAAAGAGGAGGAAAGGGUUGAUAUUCAAAUUUCGAACUUCAUUGAUAGAGCUUUGAAAAAGGCUGACGAAGAAGUUUCGAAGCUACCUAAAACGGACACUCCUAAAACAAAAGCAGAAAAGACGACUGGAGAUGUUAAGCCUUUCCCUGGGGCAAUGGCCGUGGAUUCGGCAGUGCCGAUUACCAAUGGUAAGAUACCGAACAUAUUCCAAAAAAGCGUAUAUACCGAUCCAAUCUUUGGUAUACGAUUAGUCCAUCCCCUGAUUUCAAGCAAUAUCCUUAAGGAGAGAAUGCAAGGAAGGAAACCGGUUCCCAUGAGUAAGAUUAAAUAUCACAUUGAACAUGGGAACCUGAAGGAAGAUUGGGCCGUUGCUGGUGCUGUUCUGAGUAAGAGUCCUCCAAAAACGACUUCCAAAGGUGGCCAAUUUUCGAUUUGGAAACUAAGUGACCUCCAUGGGGAAAUUAAAACCAUAAGCUUGUUCCUGUUUUCGCAAGCCCACAAAGAUUUGUGGAAAACGGCCGAAGGGAUGGUCAUCAGUAUUCUCAAUCCGGGUGUGUUGGAACGCAAUGAGGACAGAAAUAUCGAGGCCGUGCUCUCGAUCGACAAAUCCGCCAAGGUGAUGAUACUGGGUCAGUCGAGGGACAUGGGCACGUGCCGAAGCAGGAAGAAGAACGGAGAGCGCUGUACGGCCGUUGUGAAUCUGGAGAAGUGCGAGUACUGCGUGUACCACGUGAAGCAGGAGUACAACAAGGCCUGCAAUCGGGGUGGGCUCAUUUCGUCGACGGCCGGACGGGGACUGAAUGAGCUGCGGAAUAAGGUGCUAGGGAAGAAUGAGGUAUUCUACGGUGGUCAAAGCUUUUCAGCCGUCAAGGCCAAAAAGAAUCCCAAACAAGUUGAAAAAGAUAACCACCGCAUGAUGACCCUAUCCGACUACUAUCAGUCUCCGUUCCAGGGCAGCAGUGGUCAGUCGCAAUCAAGUUCAUCAGUUCCAUCCUAUCGGCAACAACCAAAUGCAAAACCCGUCCAAAUUAAAUCAUCGGCAGCUAGACUGGAACUGGACAUUAAACAGCGCCAAAAAGAUAUGGAACGUUUGAAGCAACUAGGACUAGGUAGUACUGAAGGAUCUUUAUCGAUAACAAAUGUCUCGAAAGAAGUAACUGUUGCUCAAAAGAUUACUCAAUCGAAUAAUACUCCAACUUCGUCUCCUCGUCCUUCAGUUCUCAAUGGUUUUGAAAACAGAUCAUUUAGCUUAGAAUCUAAACCAGCACCUAGACUGAGCACUGGUAAUUUUGUCAUAGACAUGUCAGUCUCCCCAAAGCAUGCAGUUCAUUCUCGCCAGAAAGCCAUCGAUAUUCUGAAAAAGAAACCAUUAGAAAAGUCCAAUCCAAAUUUCAUCAAAUAUCGAGGCACGGAAACAGGAAAGAAGCGCGCCUUAGAAGAGAUUCAAAUGAAAGAUGAAACAGAAAACGACAAUCUCUCGAAAAAGCAGAAGCUAGAUAAAGAGGAUCAGGCACGCAAGGAUCGCCUCAAGGCGAUCAUGGAAGCGACCUCGUCACACACAGACCUGAUCAAAGCUCAUGAGGACGAAGAGCAGGAAAAGUACUUCAAGGAUCUGGAACGGAAGGAAGCGAUGGAGGAGAAGAUGAUGAACACCUUCAAGGUGGAAUGCAAGGCUGUGAUAUGUGUGCAGUGCAAAUACAUAGCCUUCUCGGCGGCCGACCGUUGCAAGGAGGAACGGCACGAGCUCAAAGUUCGCGAUGCCGAGAAACGGUUCUUCAAGUGUGCUGACUGUGGCAAUAGGACGGUUUCGUUACACCGUUUGCCCAAAACUACCUGCAAGAACUGCCAAAGCUCGCGGUGGGAGCGCUGUGCAAUGAUGCGUGAUAAGAAAGGACCGAAUAUCGGAACGGCGUUGUCGAUUCGGGGCGAUGAGGAGAAGUUUUUGGGAAGCUGCGCGAAUAGUGCCAGUUUGAAUUUGUUAGUUCCAGAUGAAAAUUAAUAUAUACGUUGGAAGGUCCUAUUGAACUCUUUCGCUAAAUGAAUGCGAAAAUUCUCAUGCAUCCAAGGCAACGAUGAGUUCUGAUGCUGCUUCUGGCCCUCCAUUUUUCUAUUCAAUUCCUCAGCAAAGUGGUAAGACAAACUUCCUCAGAGUUUUGGAUGUGCUGAUUAUAAAAUAACGUAAAUGUAAUUUCAGAUAAACAGAAAGUGCGUUAUGGCUAGAAACCGCCAGCAGAAACCAUCUUUGACGGCGUCUUUCUUUUGACAGAAGAGCCUGUUGUUUCAGGAUUGAAAAUAAUAAUUAUCAAAAAAAAUGUAUUUCAGGAAAUCUUGAAUAAAUAAACCUACUAUAAA